GCAGCGAGAGAUAACAGCACGGCUCAGUCUGUUCAGACUGAGCGGUCACCGAGAAAAGAGAAACAUCUUCAUAAAAUGUUAUUCAGUCAAGUGAUUCUCUUUGUGAUUUCAAACAUUCCAUAUCCGGUGUACACAAUUUAUCGUUCAUAUGCGGGUGUUAGUUCAUUUACAGGGUCCCGUGCAUUGAUGGACACAUUUAUCAAUAAUCUUUUGUAUGAUAUGGUUUAUCUUGGUUUUGCAUUGACAUUUCCGAAUUUUCUUUUAACGUCAAAAAUGUUUCGACGAGAAUUUCUACAAGUUCUACAGACGAAAAUAGUCCAACGAUGUCAACGACUUAUGGCAGCUUAA
Molecule: messenger RNA, 348 nt
Organism: Adineta ricciae
Lineage: Eukaryota; Metazoa; Rotifera; Eurotatoria; Adinetida; Adinetidae
Source: the annotation of a GenBank genome assembly